Symbiodinium sp. CCMP2456 is the source of this 259-nucleotide messenger RNA. NCBI's taxonomy places the organism in Eukaryota, Dinophyceae, Suessiales, Symbiodiniaceae. The record is from the annotation of a GenBank genome assembly.
AUGGGGGGCUGGGCUUGCAAGGUGUGGUUUGCCUCCAAGUGCACCAAGACUUUCAGCAUCGGAGACCGUGUGGGCUACAACGGCGGUGAUGUUGCCGAGCUGAUCGGAUUUGAUGCCGAUGGCGACUUCAUCGUUCGUCGUGCAGACGGCUCUGAAGCUGCUUGGUACCGCUGCAACAGCACCCGGCUCCUGAGCAUCGGUGAUCGUGUGCACUACUGUGGCGGAGAUGUGGCCACCGUGGAGGGCUUUGACGAUGAAG